This is a messenger RNA of Sander lucioperca (pikeperch), 2382 nucleotides long. It is a transcript of the gene pth2ra, whose product is annotated as parathyroid hormone 2 receptor a. The record is from RefSeq and is a predicted model, not a curated record. Lineage: Eukaryota; Metazoa; Chordata; Actinopteri; Perciformes; Percidae. The coding region runs from base 548 to 2203 and encodes 551 amino acids. The transcript is spliced from 13 exons. Gene Ontology annotation, cellular component: plasma membrane. Gene Ontology annotation, molecular function: G protein-coupled peptide receptor activity; parathyroid hormone receptor activity; peptide hormone binding. Gene Ontology annotation, biological process: cell surface receptor signaling pathway; adenylate cyclase-modulating G protein-coupled receptor signaling pathway.
AGCGCAUGCCAUGAAUUAAUGCGGGGAAAAGGUGAAAUGAUAGCUUAAUCUCAUCGUUGGCCGCUAGGACAAGGUAGAGGCAGUAUUUACGCACCGUCCAACUGUGUGGUGGAGAGUGCGCACAGGCUGAGAGGAUGUAUAACAGAGGAGGGUUUUCAUCAUGGACGUGAGGCACACUUUUCCUUCCCUCUCGCCACAUCCCAGACCUGAUAUCUUCAGUGCCAGCGUGCGUCCAGGACUCUUCCUCUGCAGGGGCAGCGAUGCCACGGUACUCAUUUCUGAGAGCCUUUCUGGGUGUACAAGAGGAGGACAUUAAUGGGAAAACCAAGUGGAAUUUGUGAACUGUUAAGUCGUCUGCCGCAUCCUUCUCAUUGCGCUGGGAAGCUCAAUUUUGGACCACUGCCUGCGAUGAAACUUUCUAUCAAGCUAAUUGGAAACUCUCACUCUACUCAGUAUGCGCCGGCAACAAAAGGGGAUGUUUAUCUCAAGCAUAAGGUUGCUUGAAUUCGAAUGAACGUAUAGUUCAUAUAUUUUUACACUGCUGGAGAUGAAGACAGAUCGACGAACUAUGAAGUUCUUCCUGUGGAUAUUAGCCUUCAACUUUUUCUUGUGCUUGACUUCAGUUGACGCACAGAUGGGGUUUGAUGGUCCUCUCUCUGCACAGGAGCAGAUGUACAUCCUUUAUGAAAUCAAACUGCAGUGCUACCAGAACCUCUCCAACAUUGACCCAGGGUCCACAGAUGAGGUGUGCCCUCCAGACUGGGACGGUCUUAUUUGUUGGCCCCAUGGCUCCCCUGGGCUGCUUACCAAGGUUCCCUGCCCAUCUUACAUCUAUGACUUCAAUCACAAAGGACAUGCUUACAGGAAGUGUGAUGUCAACGGUUCCUGGGUGUUUGUGGACCGCUGGAACAAAACAUGGACCAACUACACAGAGUGUCUGCGCUUCCUUCAGCCCACUAAUGAGGAAGGGAGACAAGAUUUCUUUGAGCGGCUGUAUAUCAUGUAUACCAUUGGCUAUGCUGUGUCCUUCAGCUCUCUGCUGGUAGCCAUCUUCAUCAUUGGAUACUUCAGGCGUCUUCACUGCACUAGAAACUACAUCCACAUGCACCUGUUUGUUUCCUUCAUGUUACGAGCAGUCAGCAUCUUUGUGAAGGACAAAGUCGUCCAUUCCAGUGCUGGAUUGCAGGACUUUGAUUCUGCCCUUUUGGACAACUUAAAGACAGUUAGCAUGGCACCACUGGACACGUCUCAGUAUAUUGGCUGCAAGGUGACAGUGCUGCUCUUCAUCUAUUUUCUGGCCACCAACUACUACUGGAUCCUGGUAGAAGGCCUGUACCUCCACAGUCUUAUCUUUAUGGCCUUCCGAUCAGACUCCAAAUACCUCUGGGGCUUCACCCUCAUCGGAUGGGGUGUUCCAGCUGUUUUUGUGGCACUGUGGGCGAUUGUCAGGGCAACACUAGCAGAUGCAAGGUGUUGGGAGUUAAGUGCUGGUAACAUUAAGUGGAUCUACCAGAUUCCCAUCCUGACAGCCAUUGGGCUCAACUUCAUCUUGUUUGUGAACAUCGUACGAGUGUUGGCCACUAAAAUCCGAGAGACAAACGCAGGGAGAUUCGACACCAGGAAACAGUACAGGAAACUGGCGAAAUCCACCUUUGUGUUAGUGCUGGUGUUUGGCAUCCACUACAUCAUCUUUGUUGGGAUGCCUCUUACAUUUGAGGGGCCGAGCUGGGAGGUCCGCAUGUACUGUGAGCUGUUCUUCAACUCCUUCCAGGGCUUCUUUGUGUCCAUUAUCUAUUGCUACUGCAACGGAGAGGUCCAGGCAGAGAUGAAGAAAACAUGGACACGCUGGAAACUGGCGUUUGAGUGGGAGGGCCCGGUGGUCUGCGGCCGCUACCGCUACGGCUCCGUCGUUGUCGGCAUCAACAACAACAACAGCACCAGCAGCCAGUCCCACCUGGCAGGGGCUGGCCAUUCCACACGCUCCACCACACUUGUUUCAAGCCAUGUUUAUCGUAGCACAGGUCCUCCCAUGGUCAGCAUGCACGCCACCCUCCCAGGAUACGUGAUCAGUAACUCGGACCCGUCCAUACCUGAAGAACCUGAAGACAGCGGCCCCAAGCAGGUGGACGAUAUCUCGCUGAAGGAAAACCUGCCUGUUCUUAGUACCAGUGCAACAGCUGACGAUGAGGAGGAAACACUGUAGCAGUAGUCUACAACAAGUCAAAACAUGCGGCAGAGAGAGACCGAUGAAAAAGGGCGCUGUAGUGGUUUGUGUAACCCAUUUCACUUCGUUGUCAUUUAAACUCUAAAGAGGGUAUCAAAGGCAAACAAAAGAUUUGACUGUAUGUACAAGAAACAGAAAAAUGUCUUGAACCCCCUUAU